UAUACAAAUUAUACAGCUGGAAGUUCACAUCCAGGAGGACAGUCAAGAUCUCAAAAUGCCCACAGAAAUCAGUCCAGAUCACCAUCUUUCAUAUGAUGAUAUUGUAAAACUUACAAAAGCGAAACAAAUUUAUUUGAUCGAUGUUCGAGAACCCCAAGAGCUAAAAGAAACUGGCGAACUUCCUGAGAGUGUUAACAUUCCUCUGAAAGAUGUGUCCAAGGCUUUAGGAGAGCUUUCAGACAGCGAGUUUCAAAAGAAAUAUAAUGCAACAAAACCUGGUCUAGAUGCACCUCUCGUAUUUUCUUGCCGUGCUGGAGGAAGGAGCCUGAAAGCAUUGCAAACAGCUCUAGAGCUUGGAUAUACAAAGGCAAAGCACUACAAAGGUGGUUUCAUGGACUGGGAGCAGCACACAAAAUCAAAGAAUUCAUAGAUAAGUGCAAUACUUAGAGCAACAAAAAUUUUUUGUAGCACUUCACCAGAAUAAAAUGUGAUGCUGUGCCUCCAUUUCAGUGCAGAACCAGAUGUUAUACUCCUCAUGACACCUGGAACAGAAGAUUUUUUUUAAUGAACAUAUGUUUGUUUGUAUAAUGAUAGCUCUUAUACCACUAAUACACUCAAUUUUUACAAGGUUUUGUGUAAAAUGACAUUAAAAAAGUACACUUUACUCAA
Schistocerca americana (American grasshopper) is the source of this 669-nucleotide messenger RNA. Its product is annotated as rhodanese domain-containing protein CG4456-like. Gene Ontology annotation, cellular component: mitochondrion. The coding region runs from base 56 to 430 and encodes 124 amino acids. Lineage: Eukaryota; Metazoa; Arthropoda; Insecta; Orthoptera; Acrididae. The transcript is spliced from 4 exons. Gene Ontology annotation, molecular function: thiosulfate-cyanide sulfurtransferase activity. The record is from RefSeq and is a predicted model, not a curated record.